AUGGCCACCGCAGGACUUCUUUGGCUCAGAUGCUCGUCUGUCCUGAGCCUAGUCCUAGUUUUCUGGUUGGCCCACGGGGGCCGUGGACAUCCCGUUAGCGAUGCGAAAGGAGAGCCCGAAACGGAACAUCGGCUCCGCGCCUUCAACCUGACGGGCCUGCGACCCCAGGGGCACCGGACCCCCGCCACACCCGCAGAGGACAUGCUGGAGCUGUACGAGCGCCUCGCCGGCGAGCGCACGGCCGGACCCUCGGCCACAACGGUGCGCAGCUUCCGCAACCAAGACUCAUCCCACUGCAGUGUAAGUGCUGAGGGUAUCAGGAGACAUCCACUACUCUUCAAUGUGUCCAUCCCCGACUAUGAGCAGAUUACUGGUGCUGAACUCCACCUCCACGCCAUGAUGCAAGAAGACCUCCACCUUUAUGCUGGUCAAGGUCGCUGGGUGACCAUCUACGAGAUUCGGGAGAAUGGCAGCAGAAGGAUGAAAGACUGCGGAGGCGGCACAGGGAGAGGGCAGUCGGGAGAGUUGGCGGAGUUGGCAUCACGGCGGGUCGAUACCAAAGACCACGCGUGGAAGACGUUUGACCUGACAGCUGUAGUUCGUCGCUGGUGCAAAUCGAAGCAUGCCCCCCAGAGGCUGGAGGUACACAUUGCAAGCCUCGCAGAGCCCAGUAGUAGAACGACGGCAGAAGAAACAAAAUCAGAUGGGAGCACAGAAGCAAAGCACACAUCUUCACUGGUUGUAUUCUCGAAUGAUCAGAGCAGAAAACACAGCGUGCAAAUGCACGAGCUGAACUUGAUGACUGGCUACAUAAACCAGCAGGGCAACAAGGACCUUCGUCUGCAAAACUUCUGGGGUGAGGAUAAACAGGAAGAGGAUGAAGAGUCCGUCAGCCAAGGGCACGCCAACGUGAUUUACGACACGGCAUCGAGAGUUCGCCGCAACGCCCAGAACAGCCCGUGCAAGAGGGCUCCCAUGUAUGUAGACUUCAAGGACAUUGGCUGGGACAGCUGGAUCUUGGCACCACCCGGCUAUGAGGCCUACAAGUGCAGCGGAAUUUGCUCCUACCCCCUGCUGGAGCACGUUACGCCCACCAAGCAUGCCAUGGUGCAGACGCUGGUGAACCUCAAGAGCCCGGAGCGGGCGUCUCGAGCCUGCUGCGUACCCACCAAGCUGAAGCCCAUCUCCCUCCUCUACCUGGAUGACACGGGUGUGAUGACCUACAAAGCAAAGUAUGAGAGCAUGGUGGUGGCAGAGUGUGGCUGCAGAUAG
This is a messenger RNA of Scleropages formosus (Asian bonytongue), 1272 nucleotides long. RefSeq names its product bone morphogenetic protein 10-like. The transcript is spliced from 2 exons. Lineage: Eukaryota; Metazoa; Chordata; Actinopteri; Osteoglossiformes; Osteoglossidae. Gene Ontology annotation, molecular function: cytokine activity; growth factor activity. Gene Ontology annotation, cellular component: extracellular region. Gene Ontology annotation, biological process: BMP signaling pathway. The coding region runs from base 1 to 1272 and encodes 423 amino acids. The record is from RefSeq and is a predicted model, not a curated record.